This is a messenger RNA of Drosophila yakuba, 2064 nucleotides long. RefSeq names its product acanthoscurrin-2. The record is from RefSeq and is a predicted model, not a curated record. Bases 1 to 309 code for a protein of 102 amino acids. The transcript has a single exon. Lineage: Eukaryota; Metazoa; Arthropoda; Insecta; Diptera; Drosophilidae.
AUGGGCGGCGGCGGGGGCGGCGGUAGCACCAUUGGCGGCGGCACCCUGGGCCACGGCACCGCGAUGAGCAGCAGCACGGUCGGCAUGGGCCCUCUCCCCGGCACCCUGAUGCACGGCGCCUCCGGCGGAGGCGUGGGCGGCGGCAAUCCCGGCAACGUUUACGGCAAUGGCAACAACGGAGUGGGCGGCCAGAACACCGCUCCCGGCUCCGUGAUCGACUCGCGGGCCGUGUCCGUGGUGGUCACGCUGCCCGGCGGCCCGGGUGCCCAGCAUCCGGGCCAGGCGCUCAGCGACUACGGUCCCAUAUAGUUAAUGGUACGCCCGGACACCGCGCACUGGGUCUCGACCAGCAGUUUUAGCCAGCUGUAGCCGCUCAAGUUGGUCGACUCGCACGCCCGGCCUCUGUCUCACUCGCACUUCUAGGCUCUCGCUCGCAAACUCCAUCCCCAUCUCGCUCGCUCCCGCUGUUUGGUUAGGGCCUCCUUAGCAAAAGUUUUGAAGAAAUGCCAUGUUAAUUCGAGUAGCCGUAGUUUGAUUGUCGAGUGGAAAGCGCAACAAGAGCAGUUCAUGUUUUUCUGCUUUCAAUUCCCAUCGGUUUGUGCGGAAUCGGAAUUCACACAUUUAUUUUUCUGGAUUUAACAUUUAUUUGUUAUGCAAAGAUUUGAGUUCUUUGCACCAAAACUUUUACAAAAAAUUAAUUCCAAACAAAGUAUUUUGUGACUCUGAAAGAAGUAAUAUUCUGUAUUAUAAUUAUAAUUUUUUGAGUAAAUAGGUCUACAUUUUUCCAAUUCCGCCAAAUUGCUUCUGAGUUGAAAAUGGAAACAAGACCAAUAAUAACCUUUGAGAUGUGUUAGAGAACCAAUCUGCAUACAAGAUUCUAGUCCAAAAAAACCUUUGUCUUCAAAAGCAGAUGAGCACAAAGCUUGGGCGUAGCGAAAGGAUACUACCCAGUAUCCAGUAAAAAGUACAGAUCGAAUCCAGCUGAAGCGCGUUUGUUCUACCUGCCAUUAACUGAUUUCCUAUCUGAAUAUUCAUAUUGCCACGUUUUCUGUUGUUAUACCCUUUCACAAACACCUUCCUCAACGAAAUAGACUGAGAAACGCGAAACAAAUUAAAUAACCGCCACGCAGAGCAAUCGGGGUAAAGUAGCGAGCGGAAUCUGCCCACACUGCCAAGUCAGAGCCACGAGCCAUAUUUCGAAAUUACAACUAACUUUUAAUCAAACUAACUACACUAUUAACCUUAACCUAACGUAAACAUUUAACAUAACGAUUGCAUACAAAAAUUAAAUAAAAAAAUGAAAAAGAAACACUUCGAAUGCCCAUAGAAAGUUAGUUGCGAUUUUAGGGUUGUCGCAUUAUCAAAGAAUAGGCACUCAGUGUUGCCAGAUACCAUUUGUAAAUUAUUUAACGUAAUCUAAGGCAUUAUCCAACACUAAGUUUUGUACAUAUUUUCAAACCGCGCCUAGUUUAUAAACGUAUUUUUUUGUUCGGUGAUGUGAAAGUCCCUGAAACUAAAAUAUAAUAUAGUAACAUGCAUUUCAGCAUCAAAAGCAACUCUGCAUUUAAGCUCAAAAUUGAAUUUAGUUUUUACAAAAACCCAAAAAGAGGAAUUCACCAUUCAAGUAAAUGAUUAAAUGAAAAUUGCCAACUUUUGCAGCCGAAGCAAGGCAUUUCUACGCAUUUAUAAAAGAAGCAAAAAGAAAAAUUGUAUAAAGCUAAAACUUUUAUAUAAGAGUAUUAAAUUAAAUGUAACCUUAGUUGUAGACGAAAUCGAAGAGAACGGCAAGCAAAAGCAAAACGAAAUAUCUAUCAAGAAUUAAAAACUAUUGUAUUUAAAUUUAAUAUUUAUAUUACAUGGUAAAAGCAACAAUUUAACUGUUAGCAUUUCAAACCAUUUCACAUACGAAACAAAAGAAGAAGGGAUGAAAUUUAUAUUAUAAAUUAUAUAAUAUAGCAACUAUGUGUGUAAUGUUUUUAGCAACUAUAACUACUUCUAUUUACAAAACAAAAACAUGCUAAAGCUGUAAUAAAACAAUAUACAAAAUAGUUCAUUUUUGAGUUA